GGCCGGUUUUUACUUUGCAAAUGGCUUUUGUCCGCUGAAUGCUUCAGAGUCGAUCCAAGCAGGAAGAGCUUUGCGGUGCGAAGGUGGUAUUACAUUCGUUCCUCUCGCCUUCGGUGUCAAAAGAGCAGGAAAAAGUUGCAAUUGAGACUGAACGCUUCUGAUCCAGUGACUGUUAUUGCACUGUUGGAAGGUUCCGUGCACCAUGUACCAUACCAUAGAAGUGUCAAUCCCGUCCUUCCGAUAUGAGGAGAGCGAUCUGGAGAGAGGAUACACGGUAUUUAAAAUUGAAGUGCUCAUGAGUGGAAGGAAGCAUUUUGUAGAGAAACGAUACAGUGAGUUUCAUGCACUCCAUAAAAAGCUGAAGAAAAGCAUCAAAACACCGGAAAUGCCUUCAAAGCAUGUGAGGAACUGGGUGCCUAAAGUCUUAGAACAGAGACGGCAUGGCUUGGAAGCCUACCUCCAGACAAUUCUGAUUGAAAAUGAAGAACUGCCCAAGAUAUUCUUGGAUUUCCUGAAUAUUCGUCAUCUUCCUUCUCUGCCAAAAAUUGAAAGUUGUGGCUCCAUUGAAGACUAUGAAUCUGAAGAAUGCAGCAAACUAUCCCACCAGCCAGUGCUGCUUUUCCUGAGGGAUCCAUACAUCUUGCCCACAGCCACCGAUGACUUCCCAAACGUAGUUAUUGAAGGUGUUCUACAUGGUACAUACUACCCGUACCUUCAAAUAAGGUAGAGUGGAUUCUACACGAAAGGCACCUCUGAGCAUCCAGCCACAAAAGUAACAGUUAGUGGAUAUGUUUUUAUGAGAAACUGUUCGCUCUCAAUGUUCUUCCUUGACAGGAAGUAUAUUUUAAAAUUAUUAUACCAUUUAAAUUUAACUUUUACAUUAUUCACUUAAUUAACUUAUGAGUAUAUAGCAAGUUUCAAUGUAAAUCAUUAUAAAUGAAUGUGUGAUGUUUCAACGUAAAUUGUGAGUAUGGAACUAAUUAGUACUAUGUGGAAACAUUUUUGUGUAAUUUUAAAGUAAAAUGUACUACUUCAUUAUUAAGUAGAGAAUAUUUUUGUUUUAUGGCUUAGAUGUAUUUUCCAGUUUGGGAAGAAAAACUCUAAUUAGACAAUGUAAGAAUGUUUGUUGCAUUUAAUUAUGUGGAAAUGAAAGCAAUAUUUAUCACUAAAUCACAUUACUGUGUAAUCUUAUUAAAUGCAGGGAUCUAUUCUGGGAUCCCUGUUCUUUGAAAUUUUUAUAAAUGACUUGUAUGAGAAGAGAAAGGGUGGGUUAAUAAGUUUGCAGAUGACCCAAAGGUUGACGGAGUUGUGGUAGUGUGGGGGGUUGUUGUAAAUCGCAAUGGGACUUAAAACAAAAUGCAGAGCUGGGCUGAGAAGUGGCAGAUAGAGUUCAACCCGGAAAAGUGUGAAGUGAUUCAUUUUCAAAGGUCAAAUUUGAAGGCAGAAAACAGAGUUAAUUGCAGGACUCUUGGUAGUAUGGAGGAACAGGGGGUUCUUGGGGUCCAUGAUCAUAGAUUCCCUCAAAGUUGCCACACAAGUUGAUAGGGUUAUUAAGAAGGUGUAUCUGUGUGGACUUUCAUCAUCUGGGGGAUUGAGUUCAAGAAUCGCGAGGUGUUGUUGCAGCUCUAUAAAACCCUAGUUAUACCACACUUGGAAUAUUGUGUUCAAUUCAGGUCAUCUCAUUAUAUGAAGGAUUUGGAAGCUUCAGAGAGGAUGCAGAGGAGAUUUACCAGGAUGCUGUGUGGAAUAGAGGGCAUGUCUAUUGAAGGUAGGUUGAGCAAGCUGGGGCUUUUCUCCUUGCAACGAAGGAUGAUGAGGGAUGACUUGAUCAAGAUGUACAAGAUGAUAAGAGGCAUAGAUCAAGUGGGUAGCCAGAGACCUUUUCCAGGAGAGAAAUGGCUAAUACAAGGCAGGAUCAUUUUAAGGUGAUUGGAGGAAAGUAUAGGGGGACGUCAAGGGAGGUUCUUUUCAGAGUGUGUGGUGGGUGCGUGGAAUUCCCUGCCAGGGAUGGUGGUAGAGGAUAGAUACAUUAGGAGCAUUCAAGAAACUCUUAGAUGGCAACAUGGAUGAUAGAAAAAAUGGAGGGUAAGUGAGGGAAGGGAUAGAUUGAUCUUAGAGUAGGUUAAAAGGUCAGCAUGGCAUCAUGGACCCAAGGGUCUGUACUUAGCUGAAAUGUUCUAUGUUCUAUGAAUUAGUAAAAUAUUUCUGUUAGAAUCCAUUGUUAUAUGUAAUAAAUUUAAUCAUCACUGAACAACAUG
Molecule: messenger RNA, 2258 nt
Organism: Mobula hypostoma (lesser devil ray)
Lineage: Eukaryota; Metazoa; Chordata; Chondrichthyes; Myliobatiformes; Myliobatidae
Product: sorting nexin-24-like
Exons: 7
Coding region: 203-727 (174 amino acids)
Molecular function (GO): phosphatidylinositol phosphate binding
Source: RefSeq, a predicted model, not a curated record